This is a messenger RNA of Neoarthrinium moseri, 1560 nucleotides long. RefSeq lists its product as uncharacterized. Gene Ontology annotation, molecular function: protein binding. The coding region runs from base 1 to 1560 and encodes 519 amino acids. The record is from RefSeq and is a predicted model, not a curated record. NCBI's taxonomy places the organism in Eukaryota, Fungi, Ascomycota, Sordariomycetes, Amphisphaeriales, Apiosporaceae. The transcript is spliced from 2 exons.
AUGGACCCUCCGCACGUUACCGAGUUCGCUUCGCAGCGAUACUUUGAUAAAUUAAAACAGACUAGCGAGGCGAAGGACCAGCUGCAUUCUCCGGAUGGUUCGACCAAACACCAGUCGCCGUUCAUACUUCCUAUCCACAGCAAGCACAAGGAACAAUCAUCACAUGUGCCAGGCGAUGUCCAGCGGAUAGCGGAAAAGAAGCGUGGGAACUUUAGCUUGCGCUCCAUACUCCCUUCGUCGCGAACAUCCACCGACCACAGGUUAUCUACCGAGGCCAUCAAACAGAAGAGCGCCUCUUUCGACCAGCUCUUCCUGUCUCUGCCAAAUGAACUGAAGAUACAGAUCAUUUCUUCACUACCCCUGGCCGAUGUUUUGAGCCUGCGCUUGGCAUCAAAAUCAUGGCAUGCGAUGGUCACCUUCAACGAGCUACCCAUUACACGUUACCAUCUAGAACACCAUAUUCCUGCAUACGCUUUACGACUGUACCCUAUACCCGACGUAUCAAAGGUGAACUUUCACUAUCUAUGUGGCAUAUGGCAUCGACUGCACGUUGCCGCCAAGGUGGCCUACUUGAUAUGCGAAUGGAUCACGAAGGAAAUAUUUCUCAGAAACACUGAAGCACAGCGCAACGAAUUUGCGCCACAACGCGAACGAAUGCGUCGCCGACUAAUUCCACUUUUAUUUACUGUUUUCCACUUUUUCGAAACAUACCGGGAUCUUCACGUCAAGUACGUUGAGGAGCACGGUUAUGGCUUGAAUAGGUCGCCUUACACCAUCAACCCGAUCGAGGCCCGGAUCAUGAACAUGUACGACGACAAGACACUUCUGCAGGUGCAUCAGGUGUUCCCAAUGGUGGUGGCUUCUUUUGUCCGCCGACUGCGCCCACCGUCCUAUGCUGGUCGACUGGAGCGAACUCUGAGAGGUUAUCUCAAGGACAAGCCAUCCGACGAGAUUUAUGCGACUGCAUUAUGGGUUGGGGGACUACGGCAGGUUGAGCGGUUCUGGGAGAUCAAGGGCUACACGACACGGAGAGGAGCCGUCGAUACAUGGUACAAUAGCCUGACAAAGGAGGCUGUUGAACCGCCGAGCAGACCACGGCGCGGACUUUUGGGGCUCAAUCGAAGAAAAUCAAGUUUCAACGUGAAGGAUACGAGUCACGGCCACCACGAACCUUUACCACCUCUACCCGGACGACGCGGAUCAGAGAAUGGAAGGCGACCUAGCGAUGUGGCACCACCGUUCAUGGCAACAAACUCCCUCGCUUACGAUUCAAGUCUGUCGGCAGGGAUGCCCAUGAGCCCUCUCUCCCGCGAACAAUUACGUCUAAUUGUAAUGGAUGUACCGGUCCUACAGCAAAUAUGGCUUCCGACUGCUGAGGCAUUGAUCCUGGAUAGGAAUGUUGUUGAGCGACCCCAGGACAUCAAACGUAAUGCUCAAGUCAUGUUAGAGCUUAUCCGGGAGGAAGGCGCAGCUAAUGAAGACGAGUGGUGGUACGGGACUCACGCACCCGAUUCGGUGAAGCCUCCUGUAGAGGCCAUCGAGGAAGAUCCUAUCGAAUAA